AUGGGCACCUCAGUCAUGAUUAAUCAAACUUUCACCAACAAGGGUGAAAAUGAGUCAGUGUCACUGUACGAUACUGUGAAUCACUGUUGGAACUGGGCGCUUCCAACACGCGAGCGGCAUGCUAGCAAGUCACCUGACAAAAGUGGGCAGGACUUUAGAGAGGACGAUGAAGAGGAUGAAGAACAGGAAGAAGACAAAGGAGAUGACGAGCACGAUGAUGUGACUGUCAAUGUAUAUGAGGACUCACUGGCAGACUUCGGCAAGACUUCACCUGAUGUUGGCACAGUGCCAUCAUCAACCAAUGACUCAGAUGAAAUGAACUUCACAGGGUUUUUCAACACUGUCGCUGUUGCCCUCGCUGCAGUGAAUGAAAAUCUCACCAAGUUCAAUCCCAGUGGAGUGAUAUGCACAUGGAGCGGUGUGAACUCCACACACCCAGUCAAGGAUGAGGAAAUCAAGCACAAACCCAACCUAGCCUUACUAGAUGACGUGGAGGCUAGGUGGGAUACGAUCAAAGCGAUAUGCGAGUUGACAUCCCAAAGUAUCUUUACUAAGAUGCUUCAGCCUGGCCAGCUCCAACAAUCCUCUACCUUUACUCAUCCUACCACUGGAGCUACCAAUAAUGCCACCGAAUAUGAUCCCAACCCACAGAAUCAGAGUGGUGCACCUGUUAUCCUCGAGAGUAUGCCAGUAGAAAGCACAGAUGGUCCCAUAUCAGAGGGUCCUGAGCCGUCGGUUUUGUUUGAAGAAGAUACCUUACCUGAAGAUCCUGAAGACCUCCUCCAUGAAGGUCUCCCUAUGCCCCUUCCUGCAGAUCUCCUCCUCCAGAGCCGAUCGGAAAAAUUUGGCCAAGGCCUUGUCAGUCAUGGUACUGUGUGCUACUUGACAAGGAGAGGUGACAAGGAAUAUAUCAUAAAAGAUCAUUGGGUUCUAGGAAGUAAGGAGGACAUGCUGAACAAGGUCAUCAUGUUGAACAACAUGAAGGGGGUCUAUGGCAUACCUGAGCUUAUUGAAUACUGGCUCAUCGAGAUUGCACCUGGGGAGGUCGAUGAAACAGAGAAGUAUCGCUACACAAUAAUGGAGAGUACAGAAGGUACCUUCCACACUCAUGUCCGGCUAGUUUUGAAGCCCCAUAUGCGACCAUUGCAAAUGUUUUGCACAAAGGCAGAGUUAGUAAGUGUGAUCUGGGAUAUCGUUGUCAUUCCAAAGACAGCAGUUGAACACCUUAACAACACUAUGAUCGAGGACAACAGCAAUGGCUCCCAUGGCACAUUGAUAGACUGGGAAUUUGCCAUGCAUAUUCUUCAGGGCAAUCGCUACCCUAUUGGUGGUACAGGCACAGUGCCAUUCAUGUCGCAAAAGCUUCUUCACCAACUCUUGGAUGCCAUUCCUGCGGUGUCUGUGCAGAAGAAAACUUCACAAUCAAGACCGCUGUAG
Messenger RNA from Suillus discolor, 1437 nucleotides. RefSeq lists its product as uncharacterized. Lineage: Eukaryota; Fungi; Basidiomycota; Agaricomycetes; Boletales; Suillaceae. The record is from RefSeq and is a predicted model, not a curated record. Bases 1 to 1437 code for a protein of 478 amino acids. The transcript has 7 exons.